AUGGCAUGUUGCAAGUCCGGGCGGCGGUCCAAGCGCCUCCGCCGAAAUAAUCCCGUGUUGCAACGCGCGGACUGCGGAACGGGCGCCACUCCAGAGCCCGUUGCGCAAACGUACUACCGCACGCAAUUGGCCAAUUGCGCACCAUCUCCGAGUACCCGACGCGCGCGACGUUUACGAAACGUACGAUACCGUUCGAUGACCCGCGCUCUUCUAUUACGUGACGAUUGUGUAAUGGAAGAAAGCGGUUGGAAUGCGUGCGCAAAAAUGGGCGCGAGGCCGAUGCGCGAGCGCCGCGUGCUGCUGUUGAGAGAGAGGGGGGCGUGCGGAGCGGGCACAAGAGGGGAGUUCGCCGGUGACAAUGAAUGGCAAAGCACCGUUGUACUUGACCCAGUAUUCCGGCCGUCACGCCCGCCGGUGCAGCGCUGA
Molecule: messenger RNA, 426 nt
Organism: Spodoptera exigua (beet armyworm)
Lineage: Eukaryota; Metazoa; Arthropoda; Insecta; Lepidoptera; Noctuidae
Source: the annotation of a GenBank genome assembly